Molecule: messenger RNA, 3001 nt
Organism: Leptomonas pyrrhocoris
Lineage: Eukaryota; Euglenozoa; Kinetoplastea; Trypanosomatida; Trypanosomatidae
Exons: 1
Coding region: 140-3001 (953 amino acids)
Biological process (GO): maturation of SSU-rRNA
Cellular component (GO): small-subunit processome; Noc4p-Nop14p complex; nucleolus
Source: RefSeq, a predicted model, not a curated record
AGCGUGUGUCUCAGCUUCUACUGUUUCGUUCCACUCGGCUUCACACAUUUUCGCUGUGGAAAUCGCAGAGGUUCAACGUGGUUUCUUUGCUUUAAACUUUUUUUUUAAUCAAGGGUUUUCUGAUCCCGCUCCGUUAGGCAUGGCGGGCUCUCGCGCGGCGCACAACGCCAAGCUCGUGCAGCGGCACCAGCGGCAGCAGUCCAACGCCCUCGCCAAGUCCGCCACGAACAAAUUCACCCAAAAGCAGAGCCACUUCGAGCGUCGACGAGAGGAAGAACAGGUGCGGCAGCAGGGCGAUGUCGGCGGCAACGGCGCCGCCAACGCGAGCCGCAGCGUGGGAGAUGGACUGCUGUCCCGCGGGGCUGUAGGCGGUGGUGGUGGUGGCGUGCGCAGCGGUAGCCGAUACACGCCCGCAGAGGAGGAGGUGCGGGAGACGCCGAACCCGUUUGCGCGGUCCCGCGCCUCGCACGGCGGCAACGCGGCUUCGCCGUUCGCCUCAACGCGGAGUGCCACGAUGGGGAUGGAUAAGUCUCUCAAGUCCACUCGAACUACACGGCGCAUCGACCGUUUUAAUCUCUCUGGUGGUGGCGGUGGCGCUGCUGCGUCUGCUGCCCCCUCCUCUUUGAUGGGCGUCCGCCGUGUGCGGGAGGGCGAGGCGACGGGGCUGGACGGCCUCGACGAGAACAGCGCCGCACCGCCGUCGAAGAUGACGCGUGCAGAGAAGUUUCGUGAAAUGAUCUCCAACAGCAAAGGGCAGCGCGCCCAGCUGCAGCGGGAGCGGGCGGAGCGUGACGCGGCAACGCUGCAGCUCGAUGCGGAGAUCAACGACCUGCUGCACCUCUUACCGCGGCGCAACAAGACGGAGGAGGAGCAGGAGGCGUUUGCGCAGUCCGGCACGGCGGAGGUGCGGGCGCUGCUGGCGUCGUACCGCCGCGGACACGAGGCGAAGUGCCUCACCUUGAAGUCCUCCGGCGCCUUCGACGUGCGCCCCCUCGCGGACGCCGCCCGGGCCCCCGACAGACGCGCUGGCGGUGCGGCACAAGCGUCGGCGGCGGCGGCGGCUCUCGCAGACCCGACGGCACCGGCGCCUCCCACGCACGCCGUCCUCGACGCGGCGGAUCGCGCGUUGCUCGCGCAGAUACGCAACGGGGCUGCUCGAUCGAUCGAGGAGCGAGAAGAAGCGGAGGUGACGAGCACGACGGCAGCGGCCGCUCGCUUCCUCACACCGGGCUUCUCCCCUCAAACCGCGACAGACACCGCGACCCGGGCUGCACCGCCGAAGAGCGCCGUUACCGACGACUUCGAUGCGGUGAUGCAGUCCUUCCAGGCGGACACCCGCCGUGCCCACGCCGUCGCUCGCACCUUAACGGAGGAGGAGGAAGCGGCCCGCGACGCCCAGCAGGCCCUCCUGCGCGAGGACCGCCAGCAGGUGCCGUCGUUGCAUCUGCAGGAGCGCGAUCAGACGCAGCUCACACGCGGGGAGUGGGUGGAGCAGGGCGGCGACGUGGCCUUCCAGAUGGACGACGGCGAGGCGCACGCGAGCGGGGAGGACAACGUGGAUAUUCCGUCGUCGUUUGAGGGCGACAGCGAGGCCGACGACCUCGACGGCGAGGACGCUGAAAGCGAAGGCGCGUUGGAGGGUGCGGAGGCCGCUGAGGAGACCGCGGCUGCCGUGUCUGCUGAUCGUGUGAGCGGGUCACAGAGGCUGGACCACCUGCUGGAGGAGCUGGAGAAGCUGGCCACUGCUGCGCCCGCCACAGCCACCAGCUCCGCUGGGGAAGGCACAAGCGGUUCGAAGCAGCAGCAGCAGCAGCAUCUGCACUCGUUGCUCGUACAGCUGCACCACUACGCGUCGAGUCACGUUGUCGACGCGACGAAGGCGUUCCGGCUGAUUCUUGUCGAGGCGGAGCGCAGCUUUCUGCGAGGCACGCGCCGCGGCGGCAUCCGCCGUGCGUUGCUUGUGUACCUGUACGCCAUAACGAAGAUCUUCCCAACCUCCGAUUACCGCCACGAGGUGAUGACGCCGUUUCUCCUCUUCCUCUGUUCGGCGCUGAUGCAGAUGAAGCUGGACUCGCUGGAGGCCGUGCACGGCUACCUGGUGCUCACCACGCUCCUCCUGCACUGUCUGAAGGCGGGCGGAGGGCGGUACUGCGCGGAGGUCGUGGUGGCGGUGCUGAACGUGUUGUCGCUGCAGCUGCCCCGUGCGGUGCUGGAGCCGAUGCGCUAUCAAGGCUCGCGGCUGCCAAUCCCCCUGAUGGAUCGCCCAGACGCGGCGCUGCUGCGCACCUCUUGCCCUUCUUCUGACAGUUCGGCAGCAGCAGGGGAGGCGGAGGGCGGUCGUGCCGCAUACCAAAUCGGCCUCAUGCACACCACCCACGACCCGCAGCGCCUGCUGCUGUGCGCCUACCACAUUUACGAUGAGCUCUGCGAACUCUACCGCACCACCCCGGCCUUCCCCGUCAUGUGCGCAACGCCCUUCUUACGCCUCGAUGCGCUGCUCCUCCAGCCGCACAGCCUUUCUGCUGCUGGCAGCUCCGAGCCGUGGCAGCCGUCCCGUGCAGUUCGCCUGGCGCACGAGGCGCUCGCGGUGAAGGUGCGUGACAUCGCCGCGGCGGUGCAACACCACCGCACGCCCCUCGCUAUGCGCACCUUCCGUCCCCGUCCGAUCCGGCAGUUCGACCCGCUGCUGGCGGAGCGCGAGGAGAACGCGGUGAAGAACGAGGUGCGCAUCAUGAAGCGCGACAUCCGCGAAGACAAGAAGCGGCUGAUGCGCCACCUGACGGCGGAGGCGACGGUGCAGCGGCGGGCGCAGGAGAAACGAACGGCCGUGGACGAUGCGCAGCGGGAGAAGCGGUACCACAGCGUGAUGCACCAGCUGCAGCAGCAGCAGCACUCGAUGAACACGGUGGAGUCGCUCAAGUCGCGCGCAAAGGCAGCGAAGAAGAAGGGGCUUAGUGGAGAGUCGAACGCCAAGGCGGCCGACAGCGAGGGCGCGGCGUAA